Darwinula stevensoni is the source of this 1725-nucleotide messenger RNA. The record is from the annotation of a GenBank genome assembly. Lineage: Eukaryota; Metazoa; Arthropoda; Ostracoda; Podocopida; Darwinulidae.
ACAUCAGGAUACAGUCUUACCGCUCAAGAUCCUUACAAUAAUAUAUCUAGGACUUGUAUAGAAGCAUUAGCAGCAGUCAUGGGCGGCACACAAUCACUUCACACCAACUCUUUAGAUGAGGCGAUAGCAUUGCCAACCGAUUAUUCAGCCAAAAUAGCGAGAGACACUCAGAAAUAUUUACAAUCAGGCAUAAAUGUUAUUUCAGCGAUCGAUCCUAUGGGAGGCUCUUAUUAUGUGGAAUCACUUACUAGCCAACUCGUAGAAAAAGCGUGGCAACAUAUCCAAGAAAUAGAAUCACUAGGUGGAAUGACGGCUGCGAUCGAAGCGGGUAUCCCCAAAAUGAGAAUAGAAGAAGCCGCUGCUGCAAAACAAGCAAGAAUAGACAGUGGUAAUGAAUACGUAAUAGGUGUCAAUCUUUUCAAAAAAGAAACUGAAUCAGAACUCGAUAUACUCAAAGUAGAUAAUACAAAGGUUCGACUUGAACAAAUAGACAGGCUUACAGAAAUAAAAAGCAAAAGAGAUGAUCAAAAAGUAAGAUCAACACUGCAAGCUAUCACAGAAUGUGCACGAACAGGUAGUGGAAAUCUCUUGGAGCUUGCCAUAAUUGCAGCUAGAGAAAGGGCUACAUUAGGAGAAAUUACGAUGGCUAUGGAAGAAGUUUUUGGCAGAUACAAAGCUACUAAUAGAACCAUUUCAGGUGUGUAUGCAAAGGAAAUUCAUAUGGAUGCUAAAUUUAAAAACACAUUGGAACUCUCUGAUCGUUUUGCAGCACUAGAAGGCAGAAGACCAAGGAUUAUGGUGGCAAAGUUAGGUCAAGAUGGACACGAUAGAGGUGCAAAAAUCAUAGCAACUAGCUUUGCAGAUUUGGGAUUUGAUGUAGAUAUGGGACCACUCUUCCAGACACCUUCAGAAGCAGCAACACAAGCCGCAGAGAACGAUGUACAUAUACUAGGCAUAUCGUCACUUGCGGCAGGUCACAAAACAUUGGUGCCUGAAACAAUUGCAGCAUUAAAAAAGAUAGGCAGAGAAGACAUCAUGGUCAUCGUAGGUGGCGUAGUGCCUGUUCAAGACUAUCCAUUCCUUUUUGAACAAGGUGUAGCAGCUAUUUUUGGACCGGGAACCAUUAUUGCUGAAGCAGCAGCUGAAAUAUUAGAAAUUUUAAUAGCAAAUAUUACGGAUCAUAUCGCAGUAAAUGAUGUGAGUUUUGAUGUCAAAGCAGGCACUAUUUUCGGUCUACUUGGUCCUAAUGGCGCCGGCAAAACAUCAUUGAUUAGAAUUAUCACCACCAUAACUGGUGCAGACAGCGGACAAGUUUUGCUAAACGGAGAGCCAUUAAAUCACCUUCAUCCCAAUGAAAUAGGAUACAUGCCCGAAGAAAGAGGUUUGUAUAAAAAAAUGAAAGUAGGGGAACAGCUUCUUUACCUUGCACAACUCAAAGGUCUUACUGAAAAAGAAGCCAAAAUCAAGUUAAAAACUUGGAUGGUAAAGUUUGACAUCAUGAAUUGGUGGGACAAAAAAGUUGGUGACUUAUCAAAAGGUAUGAGCCAAAAAAUUCAAUUCAUAGCCACAGUAAUUCACGAUCCGAAAUUAUUAAUCCUUGACGAACCUUUUUCUGGUCUUGACCCUAUCAAUGCCAACUUGAUCAAAGAUGAAAUUUAUCAACUUAAAGAAAAAGGAACUAGCAUACUUUUUUCUACCCAUAGAAUGGAACAGGUGGAAGAAAUC